AUGAAGAAAUUAGCCUUCGCAUUGAUCACCGCUUCUAGGAAGUUGAGGAAUUAUUUCCAAGCACAUGUUAUUAAUGUCAUGACAGAUCAUCUGCUCAAGAAGGCAAUGAAUAGAUUGGAAGCUGCAGGACAAUUAAUCCAGUGGGCUGUAGAGCUCAGUGAGUUUGACAUUAGAUAUCAACCAAGGCAUGCCAUAAAAGCUCAAGCACUAGCAGAUUUCAUUGCGAAGUUUACCCUAAGUCAUGAUGAGACAGAAGACAAUAAGAGAUGGGUCAUCCAUGUGGAUGGUUCGUCUACACGACAUGCAGGUGGAAUUGGUGUGGUCCUACAAUCCCCAGAAGGAGACAAACUGAAACAUAAGGUUCGUCUACAGUACCAAGCAACUAACAAUGAAGUCGAGUAUGAAGCCCUUCUUAAAGGGCUAGAAUUGGCUAAGUCUGUGGAAGCCAAGUCUAUACUUGUCUUGGGGGAUUCUCAGUUGAUCAUGGGGCAAGUAAAUGGGAUGUAUGAAGCGAAGGAAGAACGGAUGAGAAAAUACCUUAGUAGGGUGAUGCGCCUUAUGAAAAGAUUUGAAAAAGUUGACUUCGUUCAAAUCCCAAGGGAGGUGAACGUGGAAGCUGAUACCAUAGCAAAAGAAGCCUUAGCGAAUGAAUCUAUGGACGAAUCUGAUGAAGUUCAGUAUAUGCCAAGUAUAGAUAUCCCGGAAGUCCAACAGGUGGAUAGUAGAGGAAAUUGGAUAACCCCGAUUAUAUCAUACUUAAAAGACGGACGACUACCAGAAGAGAAGGACGAAGCUAGGAAGUUGAGGGUGAGAUCGGCUAGGUACGUACUUAUGAACGAAGUGCUAUACAAGAGAGGCUUUUCUCAACCUUAUCUUAGGUGCUUAGCUCCGGACAAAACAAACUAUGUACUGAGAGAAGUUCAUGAAGGAGCAUGUGGCAAUCACUCAGGAGCCAGGUCAUUUGUCCACAAGGUCGUCCGUGCAGGGUAUUACUGGCCAAACAUGCAAGCUGAUGCUAAAGCAUACGUUAAGGUCUGCGACCAGUGCCAACGGUUUAGUAACGUCCCCAGACAACCAUUAGAAUACCUCACCCCGAUGGUGGCACCGUGGCCCUUUGCACAAUGGGGACUAGACAUUUUGGGUCCCUUCCCUCUGGGCACAAGGCAGAUGAAGUUUCUAGUGGUGGGCAUCGAUUAUUUCACCAAAUUGGUGGAAGCUGAACCGUUAGCAAAUAUCACACAACAAAAUGUAAAAAAUUUCGUGUGGAAGAACAUUGUGUGCAUAUUUGGAGUGCCGAAGGUAUUGGUUUCUGAUAACGGACGACAAUUUGACAAUGCACUCUUCAGGGACUUUUGUUUACACUUUGGAAUUCAAAACCAUUAUUCCUCGCCUGCACACCCCAAAGCCAAUGGCCAAGCUGAAGUUGCAAACCGAUCCUUGACCACAGUGAGAACCCCUAUGGGGGAGACUCCUUUCAAGUUAGCCUAUGGAAGCGAAGCAGUCAUACCUGCAGAAGUACAUAUGGCCAAUCACAGGGUGAUGAUGUAUCAAGACAAGGAUAAUGAGGAGCAACUCCGUUUAAACCUCGAUCUAAUAGACGAGGUAAGGGCAGACGCAGAACACAGGGCAGCAAAGUACAAGAACCUCAUGGCUAGGCAGUAUGAUGCGAUGGUGAAGCCAAGGCAUUUCAACAUAGGAGAUCUCGUCCUGAGAAAGGUCUCUUUGUCAACCAAAAACCCAGCAUAUGGGAAGUUGGGCCCAAAUUAG
Molecule: messenger RNA, 1767 nt
Organism: Quercus lobata
Lineage: Eukaryota; Viridiplantae; Streptophyta; Magnoliopsida; Fagales; Fagaceae
Exons: 2
Coding region: 1-1767 (588 amino acids)
Biological process (GO): DNA integration
Molecular function (GO): RNA-DNA hybrid ribonuclease activity; nucleic acid binding
Source: RefSeq, a predicted model, not a curated record